Messenger RNA from Prunus armeniaca (apricot), 207 nucleotides. The record is from the annotation of a GenBank genome assembly. NCBI's taxonomy places the organism in Eukaryota, Viridiplantae, Streptophyta, Magnoliopsida, Rosales, Rosaceae.
AUGACUGCUGUAAACGUUUCCUUUCUUAUAACCUUUCUGAAUGCGAGCUAUGUUAGGGAAAGAGUCAAUCUAUACAAUGCUGAGGCCGCAACGGUGCAUACAAAACCAGUUGAAGGCUACUCCGGCUGCGUCUGCAGAGUCGGAGUCGCCUUGAAACACAAGGAGACAGAGGAGAUGGUGAGCAGGACGAGAGCGUUGAAAAUGUAA